UUGCUUUAGCAUGAAAACAUUUUUAAUAUAUAUAAUAUUAAAAAUGUUAGUAUAUGUUAGGUAUAUUAUUAAGAAUUAAGUAUUAAUUGUAAAUUGAGUAUCUAUUUACAUAAAGGUUAGCUUAUAGUAAUAUUCUCUGUUAAUAAAAUUGAAACUAAGAAACUAUGGGUGAUCUCAUCGAGUUCUCGACGUGGCCUCGUCAGCAAAAUAUAUUCCAUAAACUAACGAGCGGUGCUAUAGCAUUCUCGGUUAAAGGCGAAACACAUGCUGCAGUAGGGCUUGCUAAAAAUCCGAGCGCAGAUUGUGAAUACUGGGUUAUAAUUGGACAUAACGAGUGCUGGUUGAACAGUGGUAAGCGCACUAAUCACCUUGGAAACAAUAGUAUUUUAUGUAGUCAAGUUUUCACUAAGUUUUGGAUUUCUUGGGAUAACUCUGUGUUACAAUUUGGCAGAACCCAUGAUGGAAUUCCACUUAUACGUACAGAAAUAACUGUGUCAGACAUACAAUAUGUUACAUUUUCUGCGUACAAUGGAGGAGCUGUGCAUUGGAAACUAUAUUUGCCACCAAAAUUAGAAAGAUUAUUGCCAAAGAAGGUUCAAGGUGGGCUAGAGUGGAUCAAGGGAGAUAACAUACUUCCAAAUGGAGCCCUGAUUGGAGGUUAUGAGAAAGAAAUGCUUUAUAUAAUAAGGGCUGAACACGAAGGUUCAUUGACACCAGGCAAAUUCGUACCAUCCCUUGGAUUAGCCAUUAUUUCAUGGGGUGAUGAAGCACAUGUAAAGAGUGAUUUUGAGGUCCUGUGUGGUUACAAUUGUAUUUGGGUACCAACUAGCGGCAAUAUAAUACCAGCAGGCGCAGUGGUGGCCGGCUACUCGGAAAACACUCUCGAACCACUUUAUGUAGGUCGUGUGGUUAAACAUGGCCAUCUCAUACUAGGAAAAGUACUGCCGUCACAUAAAGUUUGCUACUUUCCCUACAAAGAUAAAGAAUUUGCAAAACAAAAAUAUGAAAUCCUGGUUAACCCCGAAAUUUCCAUGGACAGUCCAAAUUGCUAUGAUAAGGCGCAAUUAUCAGGCGAUAGGUUAAUUGCAGAAUCUUACAUUGCAAAUUGGGAACAUGCUCGCAACUCUGAGUAUACCUCAGAAUCAGAAUCAGAGUAGUUGCCUUAAGCUAGCCACUCACCAUCCAAUAAGUCGACCUGUUGUAAUUGCCUGUGGACUGUGCUGGUCGCGAUCAACUCACGAUCAGUUUUAUCGGAUGCCCUGCCCUAAGGCCUAGUUCUGCCUACUUUAAUACUACAGUAGUACGGCCUAUUAGCGAUGCACUUAUUCGAUGGUGAGUGGCUAGCUAGCAUUACCAGUUGUUAUACAAAUAAUUGCAUUACUUAUUGUUUAAAAACGAGAAUAUACCUUUUUUGUAUAUUUUUAUAAUGUUGAGAGUUCUCUCUUUCACGACCCAAAAGUCGAUUUUAAUAAACAUUCCGUCCUGCGGCUCGCAGGAAAAAGAACAUUUAUUCCCCUUCAGUUAUUUUUCCUUCUUCCUCUAUUCCUUCCCCUUCCUCUCCUUCUUUGCUGAGUUUGCGUUGUGUUUUGUGUUUGUCUAUUUGUUGUGGUUAAUGUUUGAUUCGUUAAAUUUAAUGUAAUAGUGCUGUUUUGUGAUUCAUGUGUGUUUUGGUCUGUAACUUGUGUGUUGUGUACAAAUACUGUGUCUCCUAUAUUAUAAUUUAUUAUAUAAGUUGUAUAUAUUAUUAUAAAAUAUAAAGUUCAUUUUAA
This is a messenger RNA of Bicyclus anynana (squinting bush brown), 1769 nucleotides long. RefSeq lists its product as uncharacterized. Lineage: Eukaryota; Metazoa; Arthropoda; Insecta; Lepidoptera; Nymphalidae. The coding region runs from base 165 to 1157 and encodes 330 amino acids. The record is from RefSeq and is a predicted model, not a curated record. The transcript has 5 exons.